UUCCGGUGAAAAAAAUAUUCAAAAUAAUUAAUAUUUGUAGGUUUACAGCUAAUUUAGCUCAAUGUACGGACUAUAUUUACCAAAACAUGGUCAGUAUUAAAAUUAAAGAUGUCUAGUAUCUUGGAGAGUCUCCAGUUUGCUUGUGGGAUCUGUAGAAUCUGUGUUUACACUGUGUUUCAAAGCAUAUGUGGGGGAAAGCCACGUGCCGCAAAGCCUGAAUUCUCAGUGAUCUGUAUUGGCCUGUCAAAUACCGGAAAAUCCACUCUGUUAAAUCUACUUAGUGGAGAGAGUUUCAAUGAAUUACAGCCAACUUCAGGUUUUAACAUUAAAGCUCUGCAAUUCAAUGACUGUGUAUUGAAUGUGAAGGAAAUUGGAGGAAAUGACAAAGUGAGACCAUUCUGGAACAAAUACUACUCCAAAUCAGAGGGAGUCAUAUUUGUUGUUGACAGCUCAGUUAACAAUGAAGAGCUAGAAACAACUGAACUGGAACUAUGUAAAGCCCUAGAGAAUGACAAUUUGAGAGGACUCCCUUGUAUGAUCCUUGCUAAUUGCCAGGAUAAAGAAGGAGCUCAAUCACUAGAUGAUCUGAAAGCAGCGCUGGAGCUUGAGACUCAUUGUAAAGACCGCAAAUGGACUAUCCAGGGCUGUAACAAAUCUGAUGUCAGAGCAGUCAAGUCGGCUUUUGAACAGUACGUUAAAUUAUUGAUGGACAAUGAAUCUGACGCAACUCCACCAGAACAAGGGAUGGAGAAAGGAGACGAGGAUAAUGAAAUGAACAGAAUUUAAAAUUAUCCAAUGAAAUUCUUCUAAAAUUAGAAACAGAGGUUGUAAGGUGUGACAAAAUUGCUUGCAAUGUCCACAAUUUUCUUACUAAUGUUUCUUUAAACAUUCCAAAUAUGAGAUCUCAAAAAGAUUCAUAAUAUCUUUCAAAAAGUGAAGUUGAAUCAUGUUAUAUACUGUAUUAAUGCACGUUUGCUGAUUGAGCCACAUUUUACCAUAUUGGUAUUCACUCCAUUGCACAAA
This is a messenger RNA of Owenia fusiformis, 1023 nucleotides long. The record is from the annotation of a GenBank genome assembly. NCBI's taxonomy places the organism in Eukaryota, Metazoa, Annelida, Polychaeta, Sabellida, Oweniidae.